Messenger RNA from Coffea arabica (coffee), 3861 nucleotides. RefSeq names its product putative late blight resistance protein homolog R1B-16. The record is from RefSeq and is a predicted model, not a curated record. NCBI's taxonomy places the organism in Eukaryota, Viridiplantae, Streptophyta, Magnoliopsida, Gentianales, Rubiaceae. Gene Ontology annotation, molecular function: ADP binding. Gene Ontology annotation, biological process: defense response to other organism.
AUGGAGAUAUCCUGCAGCAGUAGCUGCAGCAGUAGCACUAGUUGCUUCGAGUUCGCUCUAGAAUAUCUUCGCUGCUUGCAUGGUACGACCACAGGGUGCGGUUAUCUUAUCUGGAAGCUGAAGAUCGGGGUGAGACUAUUACAAAGCUUUGAUCUGUAUCUGACACUGUGGAGGAGGAGGAACCAUGAAACCUGUUUGGAACAAGAUGAGGAGGAGAAGGAUGUUACGUCUUCCAGAAUUCAAGAUCUGAUUAUCAGGAAAAUGCGAGAUCUUGAAUUUGCUUCGAGCGGAUGCUCGGAUCAUUCUCGAUCGAUUAAUUUGACUCAUGUUGAAAGUGAGCUCACCAAAUUCCUGGAAGCAAUCAAGUUGUUUUUCAAAGCAGUUAUCAACGAUCUGCUGCACUGUUACUGGCUGCGAGAUCCAGAGCUAGUUAUUGAUUUCAUUGAUUCGGUUGCAAAGACUCUGGCGAAAAUGAAGAGAUUCCAUUUGGGACGCGAGAAGCUAAUGUUCUUGAAGAGUUUCAUUUGCUUUGCUAUGCUUCGCGGUGUCAAGGGUCAGCAACUGACAGAUCUCUUGAUUCACGCUGAAGUGAUGGCUAUCAAUGCAUUACACUUGGUUUCUAUAUGGUUUUUUCACACAGAUAAUGUAGUACAGACAGAACAUCAAAUAUCUCGACUAAUACGUGAGAAGAUUAAUCCCGGUGAUCCCAAGGUCCUAGAAACUUACAUCCAUGUCUUGGCUGCUGCAAAGUUAUCAAUAUCGUCAGACACUUCAGCUCUGGAGAAGAGUAAGCAAACAGUAGCUGACUUUAUGGAUUAUCUCGUUCAGAAUACUGCGGAGCUAUUACAACCUUGUACUAGUACUCCAGUCCCGAUUAUGAAUCAAAUGCUCAAAUUUGUUGAGGAGCUAAGAUUCCUGACAAUCCUUCUCAGGCAUCAGGAGAAGUUCAAAGAGCUAUGCCAUGAAAUGAAGAAUCUUGUUGGAGUUGUGGCCUGUGAUGCAGCGGUUGUAAUUUUCUCUCUUUCUGUGAAUCAAAUCAAAGAAGGCUUGGCCAAGGAAACCGAUCUUGCUCUUUUUCAUUUGCUUAAAGUGCUCAAGUUUAUUAGGGCAGAAGUUACUGAUCCAGUAACAUUACUAUUCUCGCCAUUUGGUUUUCCUAGGACCAAUGAGUUGGGCUCUAUGGAUUUUCUCCUUGAAAAUCUGAAGGAACUAGAAAAUUGUAGUGAGACUGAUGAUUCAAUUGCAUUCCCGAAAGAUCAAAUCCACACAGUCCUAGAAGAUCUCAUAUUCUUAAGAUCUUUCCUUGUCAAGAUAGCAGACCAGCGCAACCGGAAUGGAAAACUCCAAGCUCUUUGGAGUCGUGUUAUGGAGGUUGCGCACAGGGCAGAGUUUGUCAUUGACUCUAUCGUGGUUGGUGAUAAACAUGAAUAUUUGGAAAGAGUUGCUAGAGAUAUCCAGCUUUUGAGGACUGAGGCCCUUGAAACCUAUGAUAGCACGAUGCAUGACUGUGGAGCUCAGAGAACUACCCAGAAAUCUUUCCGCAUUGAAUCAAAAUGUCGCACCCCAAUGUUGAAUGAAGUUCUGGUGGGUCUUGAUGAUGAGGUAAAGGCAAUUAUUCAUAGUCUUAUCAGGGGUUCAAAGCUGUUGGAUUUUGUUUCAAUUGUGGGUAUGGCUGGACUUGGCAAGACGACAUUGGCCAAUAGAGUUUACAAUGAUCCAUUAAUUUUGAGUCACUUUUAUAUUCGUGCUUGGUGUACUGUUUCUCAAGUGUAUAGCAUGCACAGUUUGUUAGUUCAGCUUUUAUGCAGUAUUUCUUCUAGAAGUCCUGAUGAAUAUCUUGAGAUGGAUGAAAGUGAUUUGGCUCCCAAACUGUUCAAGCUUUUAAAGAGAAAUAGGUAUCUCAUUUUUUUGGAUGAUGUGUGGGAGAUCAAGGCAUGGAAUUUGCUGGAGAGAGCAUUACCCGAUGAUGCCAAUGGAAGUAGGAUUCUCUUCACCAGCAGAAUUCGAUUGCAAUUCAAACCAGAUAGCAUGGCUCACCAUCUCCGCCACCUUACUGACGAAGAGAGUUGUAAAUUGCUGCAGAAAAAGGUAUUUGGAAAAGAAGGUUUUCCUCCGACACUAGGUAAAGUUGGAUUUCAAAUAGCAAAAUUAUGUAGGGGCUUACCUCUCACAGUUGUCCUCGCUGCUGGAAUUCUUGCUAAUACUGCAGAAGACUGCUGGGAAGAAGUUGCAAAGAGUCUAACUUCCAGUAUUGUCCUUGAUGAUGAAUACUGCAUGAUGACGCUUGAGCUGAGUUACAGUCAUUUAUCGGAUGAUUUGAAGCCAUGUCUUCUUUACUUUGGUGCAUAUAAAGAAGAUGAAAAUGUUCCUGUCCGAAGGUUGUUAUGGCUCUGGAUCUCUGAAGGCUUCGUGCGAAAGACUGAAGAAAAGAGUUUAGAGGAUGCGGCAAAUGACUAUUUGAGGGAUCUGGUUGAUAGAAGUUUAGUCAUGGUUUCUGAACAAAGAACCAUGGGUGGUGCCAAAGCCUGCCGACUUCAUGAUUUGGUACAUGAGUUUUGUGUGAAAAUAGCCAAAGAAGAAAACUUUCUACAUGUUAUUCUUACUGGCACAAGCAACCCCCUCCGAAUUUGCUAUCGAAAUGCCAGGAAUUUGAUGAUUCGGGAGUCAAUGCUAGAAUUACCCAUUGCACGCAGGUUGUUAUCGUUUAAGGAGGAUGAUUUGGGGUUUUGGUUACCUGAACUUCUUAGAGUGUUGGAUUUGGGGGAAUUGGUGUUUCAUGGAUAUUUUCCUAUGGGAGUAUUUUUGCUUGCUCACUUGAGAUACUUGGCCCUUCGUACUCUCGGAGUAACUUUCAUCCCAGCUGCAAUAGCUAACCUCUCAAGGUUACAAACUUUUCUGCUACGAGGAAACGGCGAAGAUUGUUUGUUACCCAAGACUAUCUGGAACAUUAAGACAUUGAGGCAUCUAUGGAUUGCAGAUUCCUAUGCUGGUUUUAUUUUUCCUGUUGAAAAUCUUGAAGUAUACCCAGGUUUAGAUCAUUUAGACACUUUAAGCCUUGCCAUUGAUCCCUCCUCUCAAAGCUUGCAAAAGAUACUGACAAAGUUACCAAACAUCCGCAGGCUAAGAUGUAAGAUGACGGAAUCAAGAGAAGAAGCUACCAGAAUUGGCAACGGGUUUCUCUGGUUUGACUGUUUGAGUCAACUAGAGUCACUUACUCUGCUUUACUUUGACAUAUAUGGAAUUAAAUUCCCUUUGAAUUUGAAGAAGUUGACUUUCGUUUACAAUAAGCAGCCAUGGAGUGAAAUCCCAACAAUUGGAAAGUUGCCCAAACUUGAAGUGCUUAAAUUAGUCGGUUGCUCCUUCUUAGAAUGGGAAAUGAAAGAAGGGGAGUUCCCUAGCCUCCGCGUCUUGAUAUUGAGAGAAUGGUUGGACUUUCGCAGAUGGACUGCAUCUUCUGAUAAUUUUCCCCGGCUUGAGAAAUUGGUUGUCCACUGGUGUACAGAGUUGGAAGAGGUGCCUUCUUGCUUAGGGGAAUGUCCGACUCUUGAAAUGAUUGAGGUGAAACGAUGUAGCGAGUCUCUUGCAAAUUCAGUGAAGCAAAUUCAACAAGAACAGAGAGAUAUGGGAAAUGAGGCUCUAAAGAUCUUAAUUGAAGGUUGUGUUGAUGCGCGGAGUUCCAGCGAAGAAGAAGAAGAAUCAGAGUGCGGUUCCUCAGAAACAGAGCCAAUCUCCUCAGAAGAAGAAUCAGAGUCCAGCGAAGAAGAAGAAGAAUCAGAGUCCAGUUCCUCAGAAACAGAGUCAAUCUCCUUUCCACCAAAAAAAAAACAAAAAAAAGAGUCAAUCUCCUCACAAGGAGUCUAA